AUGAACACAAGCUCGGCGAGUUCGGCGCUAUCCUCGACGGCUUCGAGGCCCAAGUCCAUAGAAGAAACGUAUCAGAAGCUGUCUCAGUUGGAGCACGUGCUCUUGCGUCCAGAUACGUAUAUAGGGUCGACCCAGCGGACGAGUGAGAAGCUGUGGGUGCUCGACGAUACCAUAGCGGAGGAGGGUGCAUCCCAGGGAAGCUCGCGUCGUGUUGUAUUUCGCGAUGUGUCGUACGUUCCAGGCCUGUACAAGAUAUUCGACGAGAUUCUUGUCAACGCCGCGGAUCAUAAACAGCGUGACCCAACGCUCGACGAGAUUCGCGUUGACGUAGAUGCUGAAAACAAUCGCAUCACGGUCUAUAACAACGGCUCGGGGAUUCCGGUUGAGAUUCACAGCAAGGAAGGGUGCUACGUUCCGGAACUCAUUUUCGGCCACCUGCUUACGUCGAGUAACUACGAUGAUGAGGAACGGAAGGUCACAGGCGGCCGGAAUGGUUUCGGGGCGAAGCUUGCAAACAUCUUUAGCACAGAGUUUAUCGUAGAGACUGCGGAUGGUCGUCACUGCUUUCGUCAGGUGUUCCGCUCGAACAUGCAGCGGUGCGAGGAGCCUCAGAUAAGGCCGUGCUCCGCGAAAGACAAUUACACAAGAGUAUCAUUCGUGCCGGAUCUACAGCGGUUUGGCAUGAAUGCGCUCGAUGCGGAUACGCUGGCGCUCAUGGAGAAACGCGUCCACGAUAUUGCCGGAUGCAAUCCUGGCGUGAAGGUGUACUGGAACGGUUCUCGCCUGCCCAUCCGCUCAUUCCGCGACUACAUCAAACUCUAUCUGGCCGAACGCGAGGACACCAGCUUUGUUUACGAACGCGGGCAUGAACGCUGGGAGCUGGCAGUUGCGCCUAGCGAUGGCCAGUUUCAGCAAGUCAGCUUCGUGAAUUCUAUUUGGACAAUCAAAGGAGGCACGCAUGUCAAUCAUAUUGCAGACCAGAUCGUGAAUGCGGUCCUGGAGCAUCUCAGUCGGAAGCACAAAAACCUCAAAGUGAAACCUUUCCAGGUGCGUAACCACCUAUGGUUGUUCGUGCGUUGCUUGAUCGAGAAUCCCGCCUUUGAUAGCCAAACGAAGGAGACGUUGACAUCGCGGCCUCAGUCGUUCGGAUCUCGCUGCGAACUAAGCGCAGAAUUCACGCGCAAACUGCUCCGGAGCGAUAUCAUCGGGAACGUGCUCGAGUUUGCUCGUUUUCGACAGGAUGCUGAGCUCAAAAAAACCGACGGGGGUAAGCGCCAACGCGUGCUCGGUAUUCCAAAGCUCGAUGACGCCAACAAGGCCGGAACCCGUGAGUCCGCCAAGUGUACCCUCAUUCUCACCGAGGGCGAUUCGGCCAAGGCGCUCGCUAUUUCGGGGCUCUCCGUUGUUGGUCGCGACUACUACGGCGUCUUUCCACUGCGAGGCAAACUCCUGAACGUCCGAGAGGCCACACACAAACAAAUCAUGGAAAAUACUGAAAUCAAUCUCCUCAAAAAGAUCCUGGGGCUCCAACACGGCAAGGAGUACGAUCAGGAUAGCGUUCGGCAACUCCGAUACGGCCACGUGAUGAUCAUGACUGAUCAGGAUCACGAUGGAUCUCAUAUCAAGGGCCUGUUGGUGAAUUUUUUUCACCACUUUUGGCCUUCGUUGCUCCGCAUCCCAGGAUUUCUACUGGAGUUCAUCACACCGAUUGUGAAGGCGACUGCAAAGCGCGGAGAACGCCUUGAAGAGGUGGUGUUCUUCACGAUUCCCGAAUACCAGCAGUGGCGACAGUCCCAGAGCAGCCUCCGAGGAUGGACCAUCAAGUACUACAAAGGUCUGGGUACAUCGACCGCUGCUGAGGCACGAACCUAUUUCAGUAACCUGUCCCGUCACCAGAUUCCUUUUGUCUGGCAAAAUCACGCUGACUACGAGUCGAUCGAACUUGCAUUUAGCAAGCACAAAGUCCAGGAGCGGAAGGACUGGCUUGCUGCCCACAAACUCGGCACAUACUUCGACCACGCCGCCGAUACGCUCACCUAUGCGAACUUUGUGCACAAAGAGUUGGUGCUGUUCUCUCUCGCCGAUAACGCCCGUUCUAUCCCGUGCCUCAUCGACGGUCUGAAACCCUCCCAGAGAAAAGUGCUCUUUGCUUGUUUCAAGCGCAAACUCUAUCAGGAGAUCAAGGUUGCCCAGUUGGCCGGUUAUGUAAGCGAGCACGCUGCGUAUCAUCAUGGUGAGGCGAGUCUUAUGGCCACGAUCAUAGGACUCGCCCAAAACUUUGUGGGCUCGAACAACCUGAACCUUCUGGUUCCUGCGGGCCAGUUCGGUACGCGGCUAUCUGGUGGUAAGGAUGCAGCCUCACCUCGUUACAUCUUCACAUGUCUCGCUCCGGUUGCACGUGCGCUCUUUCCCGAGGCCGAUGAUGUGCUUCUCGAGUACCUCGAGGAGGACGGCCUCUCCAUUGAGCCCAAAUGGUACUGCCCCGUCAUUCCGCUCGUGUUGGUGAACGGCGCUGAAGGUAUUGGAACUGGGUGGAGCACCAACAUUCCGUGUCAUAAUCCCCGGGAUCUCGUGCGUAUACUCCGAAGCAUGCUACUGGAGUCGCACGGCGCUCUGGAUGCAGAUAACGAAAGCGCGACGCUGGUGCCGUGGUAUCGCGGCUUUCGCGGUUCCAUUGUCGCUGUACCGCAUCAUCCGACGAACUAUGAGGUGUUUGGUUGCAUGGCUCGAUCGUCGGACGGGCGUGUUCGCAUACGCGAACUGCCACUGCGCACCUGGACGCAGCCGUACAAGGAAUGGCUGGAAACGCUCGUCGUUGGCAACAGCAGCACGAGUAGCAGUAGUAGUGGUAGUGGUAGUAGCGCGUCGUCUGCUGCGCAGCAGACGAGCCGACCCUUCCUCAAAGAGGUCGCCGACAACAGCACCGAGACGCUGGUGGACUUUACGCUCCACUGGGCGAAUGGCGCAGAACUGGAACAAGCAGAUGCAGCAGCGCUUUUCAAGAAGCUGCAUCUCAGCGGUUCGCUUUCUACCGCCAACAUGGUGCUCUUCGACUCCAACGGACGCAUACGUCGUUACGAUACCAUCCAACAGAUACUGGUUGAAUUCUACCAGAUGCGACUCGAGCUUUAUCGAAAACGCCAAGCGUGGAUAGUUCGCGCUCUGGAACGUGAGCUCAUCCGUCUCGAUAACAAAGUGCGCUUCAUUAUGGCGGUGAUCGAGAACCAGAUCAUCAUUGCGAAUCGGAAGCGCAGCGAACUACUCGACGAACUGCAUCAACGCAACUUUGCCCGUUUGCCUACCGGCAACAAUGCAGACCGUGAGCAACGCGUUUCCGAGGCAGCGUCUGGUGACGGAACUCCAGACGGCACGUCUAGCGAUCAGGUUGGUGGUAAUGGUGUCCAUGCUGAUCACCCGAAGGAUGCAACCGGAUACGAUUACCUGCUGAGCAUGCCGCUGUGGAGCUUGACCAGAGAGCGCGUGCAGGAACUGCAGCGCCAGCACCAGGAGAAAGCGGCAGAGCUGGCGCGCAUGCAAGCCACUCGGCCGUCGGAGUUAUGGCUCGACGAUCUGACACGUCUGGAGCAAAUCCUCGACCGCAUCGAUAGCGAACUCGCACAGGAUGCCCAAGACGCCAAGCGAACGCGUCGUGCGCCCAGGGCUGGUCGCGGACGUGCACGCCAUGCCGCUGCCGCUGCCGCUACCAGCAACCGUACCAGCGUCGAUGACGACGAUGACAGCAAUGACGACGACGACGACAAAGAUGCGACGUUCGUGCCCGUACCGACCCCGGUGCCGGGCGCAACGGCAGUGCGACGCGGAAGACGCCAGAGCACACGCUGCACGACCGCCGUGGCAGACACGCGCAGCCAGGCGGACGAUGCGUCAAGCACGUGCACAAGUUCGAGUCUCGUGGGCAUCGAUGAUCGCGAAAGCGGCGAGACAGAGGUCAACGUUCGCGAGCAUGUGCAGCGCGUACGCCAGGAAGCAGGCACCGCUGGUGCCGCGGACGCGAGUGCACUGGCGACGAUGCGUAUCGCCUCUGCUUCUGAUCGUGCAACCACGACAAGGCUCGCGCGUCAAGGCCAACGCAAGAACAGGGAUACAGGGGCUGUAGCGCCCCGACGGCACCCAGUGCCGCCGCCCUUGAACACGUUCGCAGGCGCCGCUGCCCUGAACUCGAGUGAUACGCAACGCGACACAGACGCCACGCCCGCUCAUUCAGCGAGUCUGAGUACCAGGGCGGAGCGCUCGCUCAGUGAACGACUCGCAGCGCGUCUGCGUAUUGCGAGCGACACGAGCGGGAGCGCUAUGCCCAGCGUUGCGCACGCCACUGGCGGUUCGGUCACAUCUCGCAAAGAUGCGGACGCCGUUUCCGAGACCGCUGCGAGCUACGAAGCGCACUGGCAGCCUCGCUCAUCGGAGGAGCGUUCCAGAGAGACGGCAAAGCAGGCGGCAUGCUCGGCACUCGGCGGUGCAGGUCGUGGAGCAGGGCGCGCACGGCGUCCUGCGCCGCGUGUCCUGCCCUCUGACGACGACGACGACGACGACGAGUCGAGUGACGGAGCGGUACGCACACGGCGCUCGCGUGCCGGAGCAGGAGCACGACUCGCAAACGAGCAUGAUGAUGAUGAUGAUGACAACGACGACAGUGAACAUAGCGUCAUUGAUGUCGACGAUGACGAUGACGAUGAAUUCAUUCCCUCCGAAGACGAUAACGACGAUGAGUAG
This is a messenger RNA of Cyanidioschyzon merolae strain 10D, 4731 nucleotides long. RefSeq names its product topoisomerase II. Gene Ontology annotation, biological process: sister chromatid segregation; DNA topological change; resolution of meiotic recombination intermediates. Gene Ontology annotation, molecular function: ATP binding; DNA binding; DNA topoisomerase type II (double strand cut, ATP-hydrolyzing) activity. Gene Ontology annotation, cellular component: nucleus. Bases 1 to 4731 code for a protein of 1576 amino acids. The record is from RefSeq and is a predicted model, not a curated record. The transcript has a single exon. Lineage: Eukaryota; Rhodophyta; Bangiophyceae; Cyanidiales; Cyanidiaceae.